Molecule: messenger RNA, 3025 nt
Organism: Callithrix jacchus (white-tufted-ear marmoset)
Lineage: Eukaryota; Metazoa; Chordata; Mammalia; Primates; Cebidae
Source: RefSeq, a predicted model, not a curated record
GCGGCUGGAGGUUUCAUGGAAGAACAAGCACUUAGGACUUGCAGGAUGAAUGGGAAUUUGGCAGAUACAAGGGGUAGCUGAGGAAUGAGCAACAAGACUGCCAAAGUGUAAGGUUCCAGAGGCUGGGAUGGUUUGACAGCCAGCUCUCCAGCCCGGCCAGGUUCCCUCCAACCUUUCUGGUGGCCCCUUCUCAGCUCCUGUCCAUCAUGGCUGGUGUUCCCUGGGGCGCUCUCCACUUUUACCGCCAAUGAGCUCCUCCACUCCUGAGGCCUCACUGAUGGGGCCCAAAUCUGUUUCAAACCCAGGCCAUGGCCCCUCAGCUGCACACUCACCUCCACAGGAUGUCCCCAUCCCCAGGCAUCCUUCCUUGUGCAUUUUGUCACAGUGAAUGGCACCAGCAUUCACCCAGUUACCUAAACGAGAGGGCUUUAUGAAAUGACCCUCUCAUACAUUGCUGGAGAAGAGUAAAUGGCACAGGAACUUGCUGGUGCCAUUUACCCAGAGAGAAAACAAGAGGACGGCUGCUGAGCUCUUCUGAAAGUCCACAACUUACUAGCUGAGUGAUCCUGGGCAAGUUACUUAAUCUGUUUUCUUAUCCAUAAAAUGGCUUUGAUGAUACUACCUACCUCACAAGGUUGUCAUAUGGAUUAAACAACAUUAGUUGCUGUUAUUCAUUGAGCCCUAUAUUAAGUCCUUUACUUGGAUUCCCUUGAAGAUGGAGCACCGAGUCCAAGGUCACACUGUUACCAAGUGGCAGGUUCAGGUUUGGAAGCCAGAGUUCUCUAGCUCCAGAGCCACCUUUGUCACCUAACUGCCACACUUUCUGAAGACUGUAUGCCAAAUAAGGAAAUGCUUAUGGUACAAAGUUAAGAGGAUGGCAAAUUGCAAAAUCAGUGCGAGUAAAUCCACAAAUAGCAAAGGCUGCAAGGGAAUAGAGCAAAUGGUUAAAUAUGGUUUAAUUUGGUAUUUUUUCCCUCCAAUAUCUGUAUUUUUCACAUUUUCUGUAUACACGUUUUUUAUUAAAUUACUUAUAACAUCAAAAGUACAUUACAUUAAAAACAAUUAUGAGUCUAUAACCUGUUUCCCUGAUUGAAAAUUACACUCUUCUUGGUAUGUAUUUCGUCUUGGUUCUAGUCUUACUACCCUGAACAGAAACUCUUCAAUCCUCCCAACGGCCGUGGUAGGAAGCGGAUAUUGCAGCCAUGACCACCUCCAUCCACCCCUCGCUGACAACCUGGAUCCUGCAGCAAGCUGUCAAAAUCAGAGGGACAUUCCAGACAGAACCCGGGCUGUUUUACCGCCUAGGGCUUUCUGGACAGCGCUGCUUCAGAUCAGUUACUUUUUUUUCUUUCUUUCUAAAUAGCCGGCCGAAUGCUCUUUUUCCAGUUCUGGCUGAGUUGUUAGCUGCAGCCGGGCGGCGACGCCUGCCAGGUACCUGGCUCCGUGAGCACCGCCCAAACUGGUCAGGCCAGUCCGUCCUGUGGCUGUUUCUGCCAGGACUCGCCCAAGUGUGUGUACGAGUGAGUGUGUGUCAGAGACCCACCCUGCUCCCCUGCAACCCAGGUAGGUGGAAGACAGUUGCAGGCAGCAGCCUGGCAGUCAGGCCAGAUGGGUGGGGCUGAAUUAAUGUAACCUGGAAUUUCAACUUGGCCUGCACAACAGGUGAGGGAAAAAAAGCAGCAGAGAGAACGGGCAGUUUGGCAACUUGGAAAUAUUCCUGAGCCUUGCCCCUUACCCCCUGCCUGGAACAUAGCCCAGGGUGAUGUUCCUUCUCCUUCUCCAAAGUGUCUGAGCCAGGUUUUAGGGCUCGGUCGCGCCACGGCCCCCUCAGAGGCUGUCCGAGCCCCUCCUGAACGCUGUCCUCCUCAGUUACCCUCCGCAACGCGCCCGUUCCCCCGCCUCUGGGAGGCAGGGCGGGGGUAUCGGAUUAGUCUUUGUUUUCGAUGCGAAAGAGCCAAGCGCGGAGCGGGGCAGGCUCGCAAUGGCAGGGCCGUGGGGUCCACCUGGACAGGGCACUCGGCCCUGACCCCCUGCAAGGGUGCCCUUAGCCUCUGCCCCCAAGCAACCCCUUCUUGCCGACCAAGCUGACUCGGUACGCAAACGCGCGAUGUCCCCCAUUGUCCUGCCUCGGAAUGAGCCAGCGGCAGCCGGGACAGGGGGGUCAGUCGGGCCCGCCGCUCAGGCCUCCCGGGGGCGCCGGGGCCGUCCCGGACCGCUCGGGCCCACAGGGAGUGGCAGGAAGUGGGGACACCGAGGGCAGCUCGGCCGAGGGCCUAGGCUGGGAGGUCCGCGUGCCCCACCCCGCCUCGCGGGCUCUGGCUGCAGCCCCACCACAGGGCGAGAGUGACCAGCCCGAAGGGGGCGGCCGCGUCCCGGGAGGGCCGACCGCGGGGGUGGGAGCCACUGCAGGUGCAGAGAAGCGGCGGCCCGGCCGGAGCCUGCCCCUAGCCGCUCGCGGGCCGCCCGCCCGACCCCUCCCCUCAGCGAGAACCACCACCACCCUCGCCCGGUCCGGGGCCCGGCGGGGCUCGGCGGGGCCGCACGUGUGCGCCCUCCCGGGCGGGGGAGUCCCCGGGCGAGCACGUGCCGCGGUGCGCGGGGGGCGGGGAGUCCCGCGGACGCCUUCAUUGCUGCUGCUGCCGCCGCCGCGGCCGCCGCUGCCUCUUCCUUCCUCCUGCGCCGUCCCCUCCUCGGCCCGGGUGGGGGGCUCCGCGCGCCGAGCUCGGUCGGGCCAGGCGCUCCGGGAGGCGGGCGCCCCAGGCGGCGGCGGCGGCGGCCGCGACGGUGGUGGCGGCGGCGGUGCGGGCCGAGAAACUUUGCCCCUUUGUGCGCUCCGCCCCGGAGGCGGCGGGCAGGCAGCGCUGCCUUCUCCAGCGUCCAGACCCUAGAGGAAAAAUACCAGGAGAAACUGCUCACUCAGCUCUGACCCACCACACCCCCACCUGCUCACCUAAUGCCUGGGUCCAGGGUGGGUGAGGGUGAAGAACCCACCAGGCCAAGAUGAUCCUUUUUCUGGAGGCUGCUG